AGAAAUCUUCCACGUUACAUGUAAGCAAUUACCUCUGAAAACCUGAAAAUCGUGAAAUUGAAUUGCCUGAUUUACUCAUUUGUAAACAGUCUGGUGGUCCUGAAAAGAACAACAGAAGAAAUUCAAUUUUGAUAAAAAUAGAAAGAUGAAAAUUUAUUAGAACAAGUCCAACACAGUGAGACCCCAUAAAAAACUCUCACAACAACAAUGAACAACACUCACGUUAAAAUAAUGUAAAAAGUACCGCGGUUUAAAUGAUGAUAUUAAACGACAUGAUUUGUUAAAUCUGUAUCAGGACAAAGAAGUUUAUAUACUUUGUAAGAAAACAAGUUUGUAAAAGAUAUAGCAACAUGAAAUAUUCUGAAUGGAAACUUUGGAGACAUUACCCUAGAUUGGAAGUUUAUAUAUGGUUAUAUUUCCAAAGGAGCUAAAAGUUUGCAUACGAUGUAUGAUCAAAAAGUUCUCCACCCAAUAUUCUUCUAGCCACUACACUGAUAUUUACACACGAUACGUCGAUACCGAUACCGUAUCGAAGAUUACUGACCGAGUUACACGCGGUUUUACGGAGAUUAAACAACAUAAAACACACUUUGAUCAGUAGAGGGUGUGUCAUUAAGACCAAAUGGAGAAAAUGGAAAUCAGAGCCGUCAUUAAGUACAUCUGUAAGAAAGGGAUGUCCCCCAAGGAAAUCCAUAAAGACUUCAUGGAUACACUUGGGAAGGAGUCCCCUUCCAAUAGCACUGUGAAAAAAUGGGCUGCUGAAUUUAAGAGGGGCAGGGAGAUGAUGAGCGAUCUGGACGGCCAAAAUAGGUCCCAACGAUGAAACUGCCAAAGCUGUGCACGAUCUGGUCAUGUGCGACAGAAGGCGAGACCUGCGAAGCAUUGUUAGGGAAGUGGGUAUUACCUUUGGAUCAUUUCAGCCAAUUCUGACUGAUGUCUAAGGCAUGUCAAAGGUUUCCGCUAGAUGGGUCCCCAGACAGUUGACUGACGACCAGAAACGGACCAGGCUUGACAUAUCAAGAUAUCUUUGUCUCGCUACGAGGAUGAACCUGAUUUUAUCUACCGGAUCGUACAUAGGUCAAUCACUCAUCCCAAGUUGCGAUGGCUGCUGCAGCUGACUGCUGCUUUGAAAUUCUUCCACACCCCUACAUUCUUCGGACUCGACCCCCUCUGACUACCUUUUCCUAAACUGAAAACCAAGCUUUAUUGUUAAUGUUUUAGAAGCAAUGAAGGUGUCAUGGAGGCGGCCAAUGAGUUCUUUGAGGUUCUAUUUUGAAGGGUUAAACAAGUUGGUGCACAGGUGGGCAAAGUGCAUUGAUGUAGAGGGCGAAUAUAUUGAAAAGUAGGACCAUAAGUUGGGUAAUCUGACUAGCGGAAGUACAUCUGGCCAAGAACUUUUUUUAUCAAUCCUUGUAUACAAUUGUUGUAGAGAAGAAUUUUUUCACAAAAUAUUGGCAACAAACACUAUUUUGUAUAAAAUGGAAAUAGUUCAAUCUAAAAUAAGCGCCUUGAUGUCAAAAAGAAUAACUUCGUAUUUAUUUUGGAAUGCAAAAAUAUUCAGGCAAUAUUUCUUUUAAAGAUGACACGGAUUGAAUUUUAGAAAUAAAUGUUUAAUGUUUUUAAACAUAUGUUAUAUUGCUAAACUCGUACAAAAUGUAUUAAUAGCUACAAAUAUAAUAACAAUUUGAAAUAUAAUAUGAUGUUUGAAUAUUUUUUUUUGUCUUUUUCCGUAAUUGCACGAGUUUCGUUUUAUUUACAGAUAAAGAAAAUACGCUUCAGCUUAUGCUAAAUCUUAGAUCUGAAGGAACGCAAAAGAAUGUUAAAGAGCACUUCUUGCUCGAUCUACAGAUAAAAGUUAUUGCUAAAAAUGGUGAAAAAAGUGCUGAAGGGAAUCAACGAGUUUAUGAAGUAAUGAGAGACUAUAUUAAAGAUAAAGAUGAUAUGACUGGUUCGCCUUAGGAUGAAAGAUCAACUGAUACACCAAUAUAUCACCUCGUAGAAUACAUCAAAGCUGUACAAAAAUGCCAUAUCGUUGAUGUUUCUUCCUCUGAUCAAUCGUCAACAGACAUACAAAUCAACUGUCUAGGUUCUGAAGCCAUGGAAGAUUUUCUCAAGACUGUCAACUGUAACGAAUUUCAACAAGAAUUGUUUAACCUUAGACGAUGGUUAUAUGUGCAAAAGAAGGUUGAAUCCCAUGAUAUAAUAGCUAAUUGCUCAUCAAAUGGCAUCGAGAAAGCAAAACAACGCCUGCACUUUACAAACGUAGCGAGAAAUAUGAAUUGUGCCAAUCAUCAGAAUAUACAAUGCACUGAGUAUUGUCCUGACCAUGACACGUUUUUCUGUGCAGCAUGCAGGGAAUCAAAACAUGGCACUUGUCAUGGAAUAAAACAACUUAUGUCGUAUGUUGAACGGAAGCGUCGUCUAGCCAUCAAGAGUUUGAAAGGAGGUUAUAACGUAAGGAUAGAUAAUACUUUAAUAAAUAUAGACAACAAUGAUCAACUUGGGUGUAUGAUCACUAGUAUGUGUAUGCUUCCUAAAAGUGAAGUUCUCCUUGCUGAUUUCUUCAAUAAGAAACUAAAGAAAUUGAACAGUUCGUACACGGUAACCAGUUAUUGUGGUCUACCGGAAAAACCCUAUUCUGUUUGUUAUAAAGGCAAAGAUACAGCUGUUGUUAGUUUAAGAAAUACCAUACAGUACGUAAAUGUGUCAGGUAAUUUAAACCUAAGACAAUUGAUGAAGCUAGAUCAUAAAUGUUACGGUCUAGCUUGUCACGGUGACACACUGUAUGUUAGCAGUGGAGACACAAUUUACAAAUAUGACAAAGACUGUAAACAAAAGCAGGUUCUCUAUCAGCUAAAGUUUUACACAUACUCAAUUGUUUUAAGUGACGAUGGUGAGCGACUCUACUUCAGUACAAAUACAGGUCUGACUACAAUAGAUUGUAAAGGAAAUCAUAUCAGUUCACAAUUUGACGGUUAUACUUUACGUGAUAUAUGUAUUGCUGGUGAAGGUAUGGUUCUUGUAUUAGAUGAAAAAAACAAUGUUCAUCAGCUGGAUUAUAAUGGAAAAAAACAUGGGACUGUAAAUAACAUACCAUUAAGUAAUAAUAAAUUGUGUUCUAUGUGUUUCGACAAAGAAAGAUGUAGACUUAUAGUUGGCGUUGUUGAGGACAAAUUACGUGUUUACAAAUGUGAGCUUUGGUCACAAGUUAGUUGA
This is a messenger RNA of Ruditapes philippinarum (Manila clam), 3216 nucleotides long. RefSeq lists its product as uncharacterized. Bases 2098 to 3216 code for a protein of 372 amino acids. The transcript has 4 exons. NCBI's taxonomy places the organism in Eukaryota, Metazoa, Mollusca, Bivalvia, Venerida, Veneridae. Gene Ontology annotation, molecular function: zinc ion binding. The record is from RefSeq and is a predicted model, not a curated record.